AUGUCGAGCAAAGCCCGCCUUAUACCGGCAUCUUCACGAACUCUUCUGCUGACCUUCGACGCGUUCAAUACCCUCUUCCACCCCCGUCUCCCCAUUCCCGAGCAAUAUGCCGCGACCGCACACCAAUUCGGAUUAUCACGCACUACCGUCACCCCGGACAAACUCGAAACCGCAUUUCGGGACACAUUUCGUGCGCAGGCGCGUCGAUACCCAAAUUACGGCCGUGCGGAUGUUCUUCGGGGCCAAUACGGGGGACCGAAGCAGUGGUGGGAAGAGGUAAUUAGGGGGAGUUUCGGACGUGUUUUGUCUACAGAGAAUGGGGAGACGUGUCCUGAACACCCUACCGAGCAUCAGCAUAUUCCAGAUGGCUUGGUGGAAGCCCUUCUAGAUCGAUUUGCUGGUUCCGAGGGGUAUGCGCUCUAUGACGAUGUGCUACCCUUCUUCCGCCGACUGCGCAAACUGAAGUCCGCACAUAAAUGGUCGUUUGAUAGGAUCGUUGUUGGAGUGAUAUCUAACUCGGAUGAUCGGGUUCCUGCUGUGUUGAAGUCAUUAGGGUUGACAGUUGGUGAUAUGCGCGCCGACCAGGAUAAAUCAAGUAUGGAUCUUCCGGGGUUUGAGGAACGAGGUAUCAGAAAAGACGAUGCCGGGGAACUUGACAAAAAACAUGAAGACCGCAACUUGGAUCUUGAUAUUGACAUGGUUAUUACAAGUUAUGAGGCCGGCCAAGAGAAACCUCAUCGCCUGAUCUUUGACGUGGCGAGGCGGCAGUCUCUAAAGGUUGCCCGGCCGUGGUUGACCAGCAGAACUAAAUUCAAGUCUGUGCAUGUAGGAGAUGAUUUCAAAAGGAUUACCAGGCUGCAAGGGAUGCAGGCUGGGAGAGCUACUUGA
Messenger RNA from Penicillium coprophilum, 888 nucleotides. RefSeq lists its product as uncharacterized. The record is from RefSeq and is a predicted model, not a curated record. The transcript has a single exon. NCBI's taxonomy places the organism in Eukaryota, Fungi, Ascomycota, Eurotiomycetes, Eurotiales, Aspergillaceae. Bases 1 to 888 code for a protein of 295 amino acids.